This is a messenger RNA of Nematocida ausubeli, 750 nucleotides long. RefSeq lists its product as uncharacterized. The coding region runs from base 1 to 750 and encodes 249 amino acids. Lineage: Eukaryota; Fungi; Microsporidia. The record is from RefSeq and is a predicted model, not a curated record. The transcript has a single exon.
AUGCUUAGCGCAGCUAAAUAUACUUGUAGUAAAAUUAUUGGAAGUAAUCCAGGUGAAGUUGCUGAUUAUCUUCGUUUGGUGGAGGACGAAUCUAAUACAAAUGUAGAAAAUAAUAAUGAAAACAUGAAAAAGUAUCUUAAAUGGCAUGAGUACAUUGUUUGGGCUAUGGAGUAUAUCAUCUGUUUUUUAAUUCUACUAUCUACUUUUGUACUUGGAUCUUCAUUCAUUAGUAGCCGUUUUUUCGAAAAAGAUAAUAUACGUUCAACAUCUCUAGUAUUCUAUGCCAUCUGCUGGCUUGUUGUAUUGGGUUAUUCAUUUAUUACCUGUCUAGCACGAUAUGGACUUGAUUUUUAUAAAAGUUUAAUUGGUAAUGGAACUACUACUAUAAAACCCAAUCGAGGCAGGUUUAUUAUUUGUUUCGUUGGAUUUCUAACAGCAGGUAUGCUUUUUGGGCUUGUGGAUGAUUCCAGUUUAUUUGUUUAUAGAUUGAAUAUUGGACUUUCAUUGAUCCUGUCAUAUUCAUUCCAUUUGUGCGCCAAUUUAGAGACAGUAUGUGCAGUAUAUAGUUUAGUAUAUGUAUGGAGACUUAAAACUCCUGAAGAAAAAACCGAUCAGAAAAUUGUUCUUCAUGAUCUCUACAUGUCAUUAGCUAAUAUGUUCAUAAACUUGAUUCUUUUACAUCCAUGCACUAUAUACACCAACCUUUUAUACAGUUAUUGUGCUAAUUUGGCCAGCAACAAUUGCGUAUGA